Molecule: messenger RNA, 657 nt
Organism: Arachis duranensis
Lineage: Eukaryota; Viridiplantae; Streptophyta; Magnoliopsida; Fabales; Fabaceae
Exons: 1
Coding region: 106-438 (110 amino acids)
Source: RefSeq, a predicted model, not a curated record
CUCCUUAGAAACCUUCAGCAAUACAAACCAAAUUAAAGAAUCAAAAUUCAUCUGCUGUUCAAGAUUGUCAAAGGCUGUUAUUAGCUGUGACUUGUGAGGGAAAGAAUGGAAGGUUUGAUUCCAUAUCUUUAUCAAGCGAUAAAGAAGCACCAAAAUAAUCACCAUCAUGAUCACCACCACCACCACCAUGGAAUGAAGAGGAGCUUGUCCCAUUCCGAGAGCUCGAACCGGAGCUACCAUUUGCUCUUGGGGUCAGACUCCUUCACUGGAUCAUCUCACAGGAGAACAAGGUCUGAGUCUCACCCUCCCAACAAUAAUACUACAGCUGAAGGUGUUGAUAGCUUCUUGGUCAGUCCCAGAGGCCCUUUCGCCGUUGCUCCUCCUCCUCCAAAUGCUGCCGCCACAACUAGUGCUAAAUCUUUUGCUGCAAAAGUCUAAUUGAUGCAAAAUGAAAGAUGUUCAAUAUUUUUUGUUUAUCUUAUCCCUGCCACUUUUAGAUAUUAUUGUUUAUCUUCUUUUCUGGUAUUUACAUAAUUCAUUUGUUUAAGAUGAUGGGUGAGUAUCAUUAUUUGUCAUCUAAUUGUGUAUACAUCUGCUCUUGAAGACUGAUUCUUAGAGUAUCAACUGUAAUGAACACGACUAGCUUUGGAUCCAUUA